Molecule: messenger RNA, 1703 nt
Organism: Boleophthalmus pectinirostris (great blue-spotted mudskipper)
Lineage: Eukaryota; Metazoa; Chordata; Actinopteri; Gobiiformes; Gobiidae
Gene: cdk5rap3
Product: CDK5 regulatory subunit associated protein 3
Exons: 14
Coding region: 128-1642 (504 amino acids)
Biological process (GO): regulation of mitotic cell cycle; regulation of cyclin-dependent protein serine/threonine kinase activity
Cellular component (GO): endomembrane system
Source: RefSeq, a predicted model, not a curated record
CGUAACGUGUCACAAACAUUGGGAAACAGAUGGUGCGAAUAAUCCUGCACAGGAAAACAUUCAAACUGUUAUAAUAUGUAACUACAGAGAGGAUAAACGUAGCCGAUUUUACAGUUAUAACGAAAUAAUGGAGCAGAAUAUACAAAACCUCCCAAUUGAUAUACAAACCAGCAAACUUCUAGACUGGCUCGUGGACAGACGCCACUGCAAUUUGAAAUGGCAAAGUGCAAUAAAAGAAAUAAGAGAGAAGAUCAAUGCGGCCAUUCAGGACAUGCCAGAGAAUGAGGAGAUCAAGGCGCUUCUUUCUGGGUCUUACAUCCACUAUUUUCACUGCAUACGAAUUGUGGAAGUUCUGAGGAAGACAGAAGCUUCGUCUAAAAACAUCUUUGGCAGAUAUUCAUCACAGAGAAUGAAGGACUGGCAAGAAAUUGUUACCCUUUAUGAAGCAGACAGUGUCUAUUUGGCUGAGCUGGCCAGUUUGCUGAGUCGUAAUGUCAGUUAUGAAGGUCCAGCCCUGAGAAAGCAGAUCGCCAAAGCGCAGCAGCUGCAGCAGGAGCUGAGCCGGCGGGAAGUGGAGUGUCAGAGCUCCGCUGCAGACCUCAGGGAGCGAUAUUAUUCUGCGUGUAAACAAUAUGGCAUCACAGGAGAAAAUGUAGCUCGUGAGCUACAAGCCCUUGUCAAAGAUCUACCAGCAGUACUUGAUGAAGUUGGCAGAGAUGCUGCAAAGUUAGAUGAACAAAUUAAUCUUUACACUGCAUUUACCAACUUUGUGUGUGAGUGGUCUGAACCAGUACUGCCCAUGUUGACUUUUGUCCAGAAGAAAGGAAAUGCUACAUUUUAUGAAUGGAGAACGGGCAAAGUUCCCACAGUCGUCGAAAGACCAGUGGUGGAAGAGGCCCCUCUAGAGACAGUAACAGAUGGAUCAAUUGACUGGGGAGACUUUGGUACAAGCUCAGAUGUUCAGGGUCUAAACCAUGGCAUUCAGGUUGAAGAGGGAAUUGACUGGGGCAUUAGUCUUGAGUCUGGGGAUGCAGAUACAAGUGGCAUUGAUUGGGGCGAUGGUGGACCAGCUCCCAUUGAAAUUGAAGUUGUAGAUGCUGGCACAGACUGUCCAGAUGGUGUGGCAAGGGGUGAGGAUGCCUUGUCAAUUCUGGAAAAUCCACAAUCACGUAACCAAUUUAUUGAUGAAUUAAUGGAGCUUGAAGUAUUCCUUAUGCAACGUCUUACUGAGAUGAGUGAAGAGGGGGACGUAGUGGCCAUGAGUCAGUUUCAGAUGGCUCCUUCUGUGAUUCAAGGCCAAACCUCUGAACAUGUCCAGGAAAUGUUAUCAGAAGUGCGCAGUAUUCUUGGCCGGCUCACCACUCUUCGAAUGCAGCAUCUCUUCAUGAUACUCGCCUCACCAAGAUAUGUGGAACGUGUCACAGAGAUGCUCAGACAGAAGCUCAAACAGGCAGAUGUUUUAAUGCUUAAAAGUGCUGCUAUGGUUGAAAGGAGACAAGAAACUCUAGAAGAGCAGUGCAGGUUGGAGCCUCGUGUUGACCUCUUAAUGGGAUGCACAAAGGAACUACAAAAACUAAUUGAAGCAGAUAUUUCAAAGCGGUACCACAACAGACCAGUCAACUUAAUGGGUGUCAAUAUUUAGAAAUGUAUGAGAUCGUUUUACGUUCUGUUAAUCACAGAAAUAAAAUACAUAUUUAAUAUAA